AUGAAGGCCAACUAUCUCGCAGUCGUUGCCGCCUCACUGGCCGGCAGCGGCGUCAAUGCCGAACCCAUGUCUGUUCUGAGGCAGUUGAAGCUUAAUACAUGGGCUGAGCUGUCCGAGACCGGUGCUUUCGACCUUCAUCGUUAUGAAGCUCUCACAGCCUCGAUUUCCUGCCAGAACGGUCGAGCGGGUGAAUAUCGUUGCAACAACGUUGACCUCGUAUCUUUCCUCCGUCACCAGGAUCUGGGUUCGUCCACACGGCAAGGAAAUGAUGUUUGGGGCUGGACCUCGGACACCGGAAGAGAAUUCGGUGUCGUUGGCCAGACUGACGGAACUGCGUUUGUGGAAAUUCUGUCGGAUGGCUCACUGAUUUACCUCGGCCGACUUCCGACCCAGACAACUUCAUCGUCUUGGAGGGACAUGAAGGUUAUCGGAAACCACGCGUACAUUGGCUCCGAGGCUGCCCGUCACGGAUUGCAAGUGUUCGACCUGACGAAAUUGCUAAACAUCGACCCAUCGUCCCCGAAGGUGUUCAGUACCUCCUCUGACCUUACGGCUCACUUCGCUGGUUUUGGAAACUCCCAUAACAUCGUUGCGCACGAAGAUACGAACAUGAUUUACGUAGUGGGUACCGGCAGUGAUGCCGGGUGCCGAGGCGGACUCUUCAUGGUUAAUGUCAGCAACCCAGCCAACCCUACCUCUCCUGGCUGCCUCUCUGCUGGCGGAUACGUGCACGACGCGCAAUGCGUCAUAUAUUCUGGCCCCGACACUCGCUACACCGGACGCGAAAUUUGCUUCAACUUUAACGAGGAUACUCUCGAUAUUACUGAUGUCACCUCUAAGGGUAAACCGACAACCAUCAGCAGUACAGGUUAUACCGGUGCAAGCUACACUCAUCAAGGCUGGAUCGCCGACCCCGAGCAGCGGUUCCUCCUGCUGGACGACGAGCUAGAUGAGCAGCGCCGCCGUGGCCCCGCCGCGAACCAACAUACCACUACCUACAUUGUCGACAUCUCCAAUCUAAAGAGUCCCCGCUUCACUGGUACUUACCAGAGCCCCGCCAUCUCCAUUGACCAUAACCAGUAUGUUGUUGAUGGCCUGUCAUAUCAAGCAAACUACGGUUCUGGACUUCGGAUUAUCGAUAUCACAUCUCUAGGUUCGGAUCCGACAGGUCGAGGCAUUCAUGAAGUUGGGUUCUUCGAUGUCCAUCCCGAGGAUGAUGAUGUUAAUGGCAGAGCUGAGUUUGUCGGCACCUGGAGCGUCUAUCCAUUCUUUAAGUCUGGGCACAUCCUUCUCAACAGUAUCGAGCGUGGUGCUUAUGUCUUGAAGUACACCGGUUAG
Messenger RNA from Scedosporium apiospermum, 1338 nucleotides. RefSeq lists its product as uncharacterized. The transcript is spliced from 2 exons. The coding region runs from base 1 to 1338 and encodes 445 amino acids. Lineage: Eukaryota; Fungi; Ascomycota; Sordariomycetes; Microascales; Microascaceae. Gene Ontology annotation, cellular component: extracellular region. The record is from RefSeq and is a predicted model, not a curated record.